This is a messenger RNA of Acyrthosiphon pisum (pea aphid), 936 nucleotides long. RefSeq lists its product as uncharacterized. The coding region runs from base 20 to 391 and encodes 123 amino acids. Lineage: Eukaryota; Metazoa; Arthropoda; Insecta; Hemiptera; Aphididae. The transcript is spliced from 3 exons. The record is from RefSeq and is a predicted model, not a curated record.
AACGGGUUUUUUUGCAAUAAUGUGUGAUGAAGCAAGAUGUUUUAAAGAAGAGCAGCUUUCAAUUUGUGUGAGAUAUUCAGUUAAAUUUCAAGUUUUUGAACGCUUUUUGGGAUUUGUAAAUGUAUCAACUGGGCAAGACGCUAGUCACAUAGUUUCUGCCAUAUUUUAUUUUUUUGAAAAGCAUAAAGUUGAUAUGAAUGCUGUUAAGAUUAUUGCACAGUCAUAUGAUGGUGCAAGUGUCAUGUCAGGGCAUCUUAAUGGAGUCCAAUCAAAAAUUAAAGACUUUUAUCCAUGUGCUAUUUACACCCACUGCAUGGCACACCGACUAAACUUAAUUGUUGUUGAUACGUGUAAAAAUAUUAAGGUAAGCCUACGAUACUUAAAUUUAUAAAUAUUAUUAAUUUUAAACUACAUAGAUUGUCAUUGUUUCUUAGGGAGCUCGUACAAUAUUUAACGUACUUGAAGCUGUAUACGUCCAUUUUUCAAGACCUUUAAAUAAUUCAAAGUUAUGUGACAUUCAAUCUAAAUUAGGUUUAAAAAAAGGCAAUAUGUUAAGAGUAUGCGAUACUAGAUGGGUUUGCAGGUACAAAAAUUGCGAGGCUAUGUUAAAUAAUUUUAAUGCAAUUGUUAAAUACCUUGAAAAUGAAAUUGAUGAACAAUCCGAUAAAGAUAUUGCUCAAGCUAUUGGCAUAUUAAGUUCUAUACAGAAAUGUGAAUUCAUUAUUUUUCUUAUUAUUCUUAAAGAUGUAUUGAGUAUAAUGAACAUAUUAAGUAAUAGUUUACAAAGUAAAACAGCAACACUUGGUAAAUCUAAAAAUAUUAUUGAGUCCGUUAUAAAAACAUUUGAAACAUCAAGAACAGAUGAGGAAUUCCAUAAUGUUUGGAAAAAAAUAGUUAAUUUUGCUGAUGAAAAUAAUAUUAACUUACAAAUUCCAA